Molecule: messenger RNA, 1983 nt
Organism: Daldinia loculata
Lineage: Eukaryota; Fungi; Ascomycota; Sordariomycetes; Xylariales; Hypoxylaceae
Exons: 2
Coding region: 1-1983 (660 amino acids)
Source: RefSeq, a predicted model, not a curated record
AUGGCGCUUCCUGCUAAAAUCCGCGCCGAAAGCAUUGCAGCUCUACACUUUCUUCAUCCUAUUCCUGUCCAGCCGUUAUCCAAUCCAGUGACGAGCAUUCAAUGUCGGAGAGAAGAUUAUACCUUAUCUUUCGAAAAGGAGCGCAGCCUUUGUAGUACACUCGCUUUUCUUGCGUAUGCAAAGGAUGAUAGUAACAAUAUCCCAGCAAUAUGCCUGGAAGAGGGUAUUGGCGCCGCAUAUUUGAACGUUCUGCUUGCCAUAAACAAAUUCGAGCACGAUGGAGGAAACCAGGUUCUUGAGAGAUUGAAGACGGAAUUUGAGAGGAUUUUCUCUCUCCUCGCUCAUGCGGACGAUACCACAUUGGGCGUGGAGAAUGAUAUAUUCAGAGCCAUCGUUUCUAUGUGUUCAGCUCGGAUCCUUUACCGGUUAAGCCUUGUUCGAAAUCACAAAAAAAGUCAAAAGCGGUCAAUUAAAGAAGGCCUCCAAAUUACAUUGGAAUAUCUCAAACAGAACGCAAUCCGCAAACACGAUCCUUCAUCUCCUCUGUACUCAUUCAUCGACAGAGCAAGAGAUGUAAUAAGGCUCAUCGAUUCUUGGGACAGGCAUCAGAUGCAGCCUGAGUUAGAGGAACUGGUUGAUAGUAUUCGCCACCUCCGGCAAGUUAGGGACUUCUAUGUUUUCAUCAACAGCAUACCCGACCGAGACAUGGAGUCGAACUCGAAGGCUCGUCUCAUAAACACGAUAAGUAAAGUCGCGCGAUACCGUGAGGCAGCGAGGUUGCUAUACCGUACAGCUAAAAAGAUCCCUCUUGUUCGGAAUAUGCGUCUCGUUAUUAUUCAGUUACCCCAAAAGGUGUUCGAUAAAGAUUUAGGCAGUGGCUAUACGUCGAAUCUUAGAGAUGCUAUCCCACUAAUCGGCAAGCUUAAGAAGAAAAAUUAUCUGGAGCAAGUCUGUCAUUUGUUAAAUACCACCAAGGAACAAGCAAAUAAACGAUUUAUUGAACAAACACGGAGGACUUUGCAGGAAGCGAGGAUCCAUGCCGAAAUCCAGCUUCUUUAUUACUGCGAGUUCUAUAUGUCGCCUAAUGCACACAUGCCUCGAGUCGUGUGCUCAAGCAAGGAUGCCUGUUGGCUAUGCAACGAGUUUAUUCUCAUGUAUGAGAAGAUCCACACACCUAGAUGUCAUGGAAAGCUGUAUCCCGGGUGGCGACUACCGACAUCGUGCGGGCCCAAGUAUCAUGAUUUGGCAAGGAGAUUUAAUAUGCAGCUUCAGGGCCAUGUUAAGAACGGCCUGGAGAGAUUAUUUGCGAAACGGGAGAGGACUGUGUAUCUUGAUCCGAACGAGAGCACCUUACUCACAUUACCUUGGUCGUCCUCGACAUUGCCCACUCUGACAUCUUCUCCUUUAGACGCAUCAGAAACUUCAAAUACCGUGAACAAGGAUCCGCAAAAGAUUUCACUUCCUUCCGAAGAAGCAUCAACUCAUAUGUCUGUACUGGCCGAUAAUCAGGAAAGCAAGAAAACGCCAGUAGAGGCGGAAGAAAUAGCACACGAGGAUUCUUCCCAUUUCAGCAGAGAAAACAGUAGCGUUCUGGAAAGCCCAGGAAAAAUAAGCACAUCAGUGGCUUCAAGCCUUUUAGAGAGCAAUUUGACACUCGAGCUAGGUAAGGUCAGGUCAAAACAAGUUGAGAUCGGAAAGACUUCUUCACUAUACAAAGCAGGUCCCUUAGAAGUACAGAUCGAAUAUGCCGAGAAUUCAAACCCAGAGUCGCGAGGUGGACACCAGAAGAAACUCUCAUAUGCUGUAGAAUGGUUGGCACCUGAGGAGGUCGAGAGGCUGCGAAAUGGACGAGAGGGUCUUAUUAUUGACGCAGGGUCACUUGAAGGUGAGAUAGAACAUAGUACGGAUAGAGAUGGGUGUGUGUACAUUUCUAACGGCGGUGCCGUGGUGAAAAUAUUCAUGCAACCAGUAGCUAUGGAGUAA